GAAAUACUCCACUUCCUGUAAAUCGUUUUAACCUCGUAGACCUGCGACAGAUAUUAGGUGGAAAUUCGAAGAACUUUUGAGACUUUCCUCCGUUUCGAAUAAUUUAGUAAUCAAAGAUGUCCGAAAGAAAGGUCUUAAAUAAAUACUAUCCACCAGACUUUGAUCCCUCGAAGAUACCCAAGUUGAAACUUCCACGUAAUCGUCAAUAUAGCAUUCGUAUCAUGUCCCCUUUUAACAUGAGAUGCAACACAUGUGGAGAGUACAUUUAUAAAGGAAAGAAGUUCAACUCAAGGAAAGAGACAGUAGAAGAUGAAGACUAUCUAGGAUUACGGAUCUUCAGGUUUUACAUAAAAUGUCCACGCUGUGUAUCAGAAAUAGCAUUCAAGACAGAUUUGAGAACAACAGAUUAUGCGUUGGAAGAUGGAGCAACUAGGAAUUUUGAGGCAUCAAAAACAGCAGAGGAGAUGGCACAGAAAGAGAGGCAGGCGAAAGAAGAGGAAGAGAUGAAUAAUCCAAUGAAGGUGCUGGAAAACCGUACAAAAGCCAGUCGACAGGAAAUGGAACAGAUUGACGCUUUAGAGGAGCUGAAGGAGCUCAAUUCGCGUAUGGCCAGUGUGGACCACACAAAGAUGUUAGAGAUGCACAACACAUACACAGAGGAAAUGGCCAGGAAACAAGCUGAAGAGGAGGAGGAACUUAUCAAGUCACUAUUUGGGAAAAAGGGAGACACAGUGGUGAAGAGGUUGCAUGAUGAUGAUGAUGAAGAUGAUGAUGGUCAGCCAGCUGCUAAAAAAUCGGUGUCUUUGCCAGCCAGAAAUAAACCUACAGAUGUACUCACACAGGAUGUGCCAGAGGAGAAGAAAUCUUCAGCAAAGAAGCCAGUAUGGGAAAGAAGUGUAGGAAUGUUACCUUCAAAAUUGGGACUGGCUGGUUUGGUCAGAAAGAAAGUACCCAAAUCUGAAAAUGAGCCUGUAGGAAAAAAGCCGAUAGAAACUGUCAAGGGAGCAGAGAAUUUCUCAUUGCUCAAAACAUCAAACGGGACUGUAAACAACACUGCACCAGCUGUUCCAGAUGGUACAUCCAGUAACGCAGCCUCCACGUCAAAGGCUUCAUCUGCCCUCACACUGCUUGGAAACUACUCUGACACUGACUCCUCAGAUGGUGACUAGCAUGCAGGACUAGUCUGAUUAUAUGGGAAAUAUUCUACUCUUUUUAACCAGGACUUCACUUUCAUACUGUGAUUACUGUAAAUAAAAUAAC
Molecule: messenger RNA, 1260 nt
Organism: Liolophura sinensis
Lineage: Eukaryota; Metazoa; Mollusca; Polyplacophora; Chitonida; Chitonidae
Product: splicing factor YJU2-like
Exons: 7
Coding region: 117-1169 (350 amino acids)
Biological process (GO): mRNA splicing, via spliceosome
Cellular component (GO): U2-type catalytic step 1 spliceosome
Source: RefSeq, a predicted model, not a curated record